CUAGACUUUUAUGAUACACAUGUAACGCAUAAAUGUCCAUCCAUCCCUCGAUCUGACGCCAGAAACACAGACAAGACAUCAGUCGCCUUCCUCUCUGCGUCUAUAUGAUCUGCCUUCACUAGAGCGGCAGGUCCUCAAACUCAUGUUUCUCCGCCGACUUGGUGCUGCACACAAACAGACAGACAGACACACAGACAAACAAAAUGGUUCAUUCCUGUCGGUCUGCCGUCGUGCGGUGCGCGUGUGGCGUCAUUACUGUGGUUCAAGGAAGGUCUCGCAGAGGACAUGACCCAUCGCACUCGCCACGUCCAUUGCGGUCUCGCCUUGCUGCACACCCACACCCACACACACACACAAGCAGCCAACAAGACGUGUGCUCAUGUUGUAUGAAUGGCCUGCCUGUCGCUUACGAAGUUGGUCAGGUUUGCGUCAGUGCCCUUGUCAAUCAAUACCUUCAGGCAGUCCAGCUCUCCAUUCCUUGCUGCCUCAUGCAAGGCCGUGUCGCCCCACUGCACACGUCCAUCCAUCCAUCCAUCCAUCCAUCCACCGCUGCGCUCUCUCUGUCACCUUGUCUUUGAUGUUGAGUGAGGCCCCCCUGUCUGCGAGCAGCUGAAGGGUCUCGUCGUACCCACGACGCGCCGCAAGGAUCGCCGCAGUGCUUCCUGACUGCACACAUGCCAUACGCAGACGGCCAGAAACACCUAGAGAAAGCUCUCUCUCUCUCUCUCUCUCUCUCUGUCAGCUUACAUCGUUGACGAGGUCCAUACUGGCCCCCCUGUCGAGCAGCAGCCUCACAGCGUCAAUAUUGCCACCCAUCACGGCACAUAUCAGCGCAGUCGCCCCCCACCAGUCCUUGGUCUUGUCAAUGUCCACCACAUCCCUCUCCAAAUAAUCCUCAAGCGCCGCGACGUUGCCCUCCGUGGCCGCAAACAGAUAGUUGAACGCGAAAUCCUCUGGCACCUCCCCCUCUGCCCCAGGAGUCGAUGCCCUUAUCUCCGCCCGCCUGCGUGCAUCCUCCUCAGCCACGACCGCGGCUCUCCUCCUCUGUAUGAGAGCCAGAGUCUUGUCAAGCUGCAGCAGCUCUGCCUUGAGAGUCCGCCGCCUCUCCUCGGUCGCGUCUUCCUCUGACGCCAGCCUGUCCUGGUCGGUGCAAUCCAUGAUAUCCUUCUCACUCAUGAAAUCGGCAAGCCUCGUCGAUGGCGGCUUGGGCUGUGCGCGGCGCGACUCACGUGGGAGCCAAAGCUGCCUGACGUGUGGUGCUGGUUGCAGAGAGGGCACGAAUGCGGCUCUCCGGAGUCGCAUUGCAGUGCCUGAAGGGAAACGAAGAUCCAUCUCUCAUCAGAUUUGCACAUCUGGUGUCAAUUCGUGCAGCCAUCUUUUUCGUUCCGGCGGACCUGUGGCGACGAGUACGAGUGCCAUUACCAGCACCAUAAUCGUCACGCGGCCGUGCAGUGGCAGGGACAAUGCCAGAGUGGACAUCAUUUGGCAGCGGUUUUGCGUGAUUCAUUCAUCGCUCGAGAAGAUCCACAGAUCUCGUAGCUGCUGGGGCCACCGCGUGU
Vitrella brassicaformis is the source of this 1559-nucleotide messenger RNA. The record is from the annotation of a GenBank genome assembly. Lineage: Eukaryota; Vitrellaceae.